AGACAAGAAGCCUCUAAAGAGUGACCUUUUUAGGUUAUUCAAUAGUUCUGCUGCCCAGUACAUGCUCAUUGGUACUGCACUUGAUGUUCAAGUGGAUGACCUGCUACCUACUCCAAUGGCAGCCUCUGAUAAGCUCAUACUAGUGUUCCAGAGAUGGAUAGACUCCAAUAAAGGAGUGACUUGGAGGAAAGUACUUCAAAUUUGUGAAGAUUAUCCGGACAAAUUUGUAAAAGCAAAAGCUGAUCUUGAAAGUUUUCUUUCAUUUGAUAGAGCAUAUCACAAAUAUGAUUUACAUUUAAAAGAUGAUACAAGCGCUAAAGCUGAGGAAUUUGAUAAAGAAAAAAAUUGGCUGGAGGAAAGUGAAGUUAAGCUAAAAGUCACUGAUACCAUGCAUGAUGCUGGAGCUGAUAGUUCACAACACCUACUUAAUGAGCCACCACCUGAGAAAGCCACUGAUAGUACACAAGAAAUUGAAAGUACUGUUGCUACUGCUACUGAAACUGAUGAAAUUGAUACAGAAAGCACUGUUGCUACUGCUACUGUAACUAAUGAAAUUGAUACAGAAAGUAAAGAAAUAAGAUUUUCUUUCAUUAAUUGCUAA
Messenger RNA from Amphimedon queenslandica, 601 nucleotides. RefSeq lists its product as uncharacterized. Lineage: Eukaryota; Metazoa; Porifera; Demospongiae; Haplosclerida; Niphatidae. The record is from RefSeq and is a predicted model, not a curated record. Bases 62 to 601 code for a protein of 179 amino acids. The transcript is spliced from 5 exons.